This is a messenger RNA of Cucumis sativus (cucumber), 3102 nucleotides long. Its product is annotated as putative pentatricopeptide repeat-containing protein At1g68930. Bases 96 to 2327 code for a protein of 743 amino acids. The record is from RefSeq and is a predicted model, not a curated record. NCBI's taxonomy places the organism in Eukaryota, Viridiplantae, Streptophyta, Magnoliopsida, Cucurbitales, Cucurbitaceae. Gene Ontology annotation, molecular function: RNA binding; protein binding; zinc ion binding. The transcript has a single exon. Gene Ontology annotation, biological process: RNA modification.
AAUCCGAAGUAAUUCGGAUCAUUCUUCUUCGGGUUGAGGAACCGAUUGUAUAAACGCGACGUUGGUUCCCGCCAACUAUUUUCUUGAAGAGGAACAUGUCUUCUUCAUCAAAUUACUACACUGCUGCGCUUAAGUUUUGCUGCGAAGCUCGGAAUCGAGCCCAAGUUAAGAAGCUUCAUUGCCGCAUCAUCAGAACUUUAACUAAUCCUGAAACUUUUCUAUAUAAUAAUCUCAUCAAUACUUACGGGAAGCUUGGGGACUUGAAGAAUGCACGGAACGUAUUCGAUCAUAUUCCUCAACCAAAUCUUUUUUCAUGGAACACGCUGCUUUCAGCAUACUCAAAAUUGGGUUACCUUCAAGAUAUGCAACGCGUGUUUGAUAGUAUGCCUAACCAUGAUGUGGUCUCUUGGAACUCGCUUCUUUCUGGAUAUGCGGGUAACGGUCUGAUUUCCGAAUCGGUUAGAGUUUAUAACAUGAUGUUAAAAGAUGGGUCGGUAAAUUUGAAUAGGAUUACAUUCUCUACUAUGUUAAUACUCUCGUCUAAUCGAGGAUUUGUUGAUUUGGGUCGGCAGAUUCAUGGGCAAAUCUUCAAAUUUGGUUAUCAAUCUUAUCUGUUUGUUGGGAGUCCUUUAGUGGAUAUGUAUGCAAAAACGGGAUUUAUCAAUGAUGCGAAUCGGAUUUUUGAAGAGAUACCUGAGAAGAAUAUAGUUGUGUAUAAUACUAUGAUCACAGGUCUUUUGCGGUGUAGAUUUAUUGUAGAAGCUGAGCAAUUGUUUGAUAAUAUGCCAGAAAAAGAUUCGAUUUCAUGGACAACUAUCAUAACUGGACUUACCCAAAAUGGUUUGUUUAAAGAAGCAGUCGAUAAGUUUAAAGAAAUGGGAAUAGAAGGUUUUUGCAUGGAUCAGUUCACCUUUGGGAGUGUGUUGACUGCAUGUGGAGGUUUUCUGGCACUUGAUGAGGGAAAGCAAAUUCACGCCUAUAUUAUCAGGACUGAUUAUCAAGAUAACAUCUUUGUAGGAAGUGCUCUACUUGACAUGUAUUGUAAGUGUCGUAAUGUAAAAUAUGCGGAAGCAGUGUUUAGAAAAAUGAGGCACAAGAAUGUAAUAUCAUGGACAGCAAUGCUAGUUGGUUAUGGUCAGAAUGGAUACAGUGAAGAAGCCGUUAGGAUAUUUUGUGAUAUGCAGAGAAAUGAGAUUCAUCCAGAUGAUUUUACUCUAGGGAGUGUAAUUAGCUCAUGUGCAAACCUCGCGAGCCUAGAAGAGGGUGCCCAGUUUCAUGGCCAAGCUUUAGCUUCUGGUUUAAUUUGUUUUGUUACGGUUUCAAAUGCUCUAAUCACUCUAUAUGGAAAAUGUGGAAGCCUAGAACAUGCCCACCAGUUGUUUCAUGAAAUGAAAAUAAGGGAUGAAGUUUCUUGGACAGCUUUAGUCUCAGGUUAUGCACAAUUUGGAAAAGCCAAUGAAACAAUAUCUCUGUUCGAAACAAUGUUGGCCCAUGGUAUCGUACCUGAUGGAGUUACUUUCGUUGGAGUUCUAUCAGCUUGUAGUAGAGCGGGUUUAGUGGAGAAAGGUUAUCAUUAUUUUGAAUGUAUGGUGAAAGAACAUAGAAUCACACCAAUCCCCGAUCACUACACAUGCAUGAUUGACCUUCUCAGCCGAGCUGGAAGAUUAGAAGAAGCAAAAAACUUCAUCAACCAGAUGCCUUUUAGUCCUGAUGCAAUUGGUUGGGCCACAUUGCUAAGUUCUUGUAGACUCAAUGGGAAUCUGGAAAUUGGUAAAUGGGCUGCCGAGUCUCUUCAUAAACUAGAGCCGCAAAACCCUGCUAGUUAUAUUUUAUUAUCAAGCAUUUAUGCUGCGAAAGGUAAAUGGGAUGAUGUAGCAAAAUUGAGAAAAGGAAUGAGGGAAAUGGGAGUGAAAAAGGAACCGGGACAUAGUUGGAUCAAAUAUAAAAAUAAAGUGCACAUUUUCUCAGCAGACGACCGGUCAAGUCCAUUUUCGGAUCAGAUAUAUGCCAAGUUGGAAAGUUUGUACCUAAAAAUGAUUGAGGAAGGGUAUGUGCCUGAUAUGAGUUUUGUUCUCCAUGAUGUUGAGAAGUCAGAGAAAAUUAAGAUGCUUAAUCACCACAGUGAGAAACUUGCUAUUGCCUUUGGGUUGUUAUUUAUACCUGACGGUCUUCAAAUACGAGUUGUAAAAAAUCUCAGGGUCUGUGGCGAUUGCCACAAUGCCACAAAAUACAUUUCUAGGAUCACCCAGAGAGAGAUACUUGUAAGAGAUGCAGUCCGUUUCCAUUUGUUCAAGGAUGGAGUGUGCUCAUGCGGGGAUUUCUGGUAGCGUCUUGCCAUCUAAAACCUCAGCCAAAGAUGACAAAACCUCGGAGUUGUUAUGUUAGUAAAAGCUAAGUUUUAUUUGAGCCUGAGACCUACCAUCAAUCUCGAAUGUGUAUAUACUUGCUAUGAGCUUGAUUGAUGAUUCUUUUGUGCAAUCAUGUAAUUCAGAACAGUCUUUUAUCAAAUAAGAAUUCUUUCAAGGAUCACAAGAAGGAACUGUUUUGUGCUAUGAGCCAUCAAGUAUUACACCGUUCAGCGAAGCUACCAGAUGUGUCAAGAUGAAUUUAUCCAAAGCAUAUUGAAAAUAUUUCUAGCUUGUGUGAAAUCUGAUGGUUGCUUGAAGUUUUCUAGUUCAAGUGAGCUGUCUAAGCUGCAAGCGUGCUUGUAGAAUUCCAGCACUAGUGUGUGAUCUGUGUUUCUGAAGCGGUAUUGACAACUUUGCUGCAAAUUGAUUCCUACGACGAAAUGGGGUUGAAACAUGCCUACUUUGAUGCGUAUCCAUAGAAAAUUAUCACAAUUGACAGAGUAACCAUUGCCACUUCUCCCCCUUAUUUUCAAGGAAAUAUUUAACGAAUUUAUAUUUUUUACCAUCUUUUUUCACUGUUUGAUGGAUAUCAAACCUGGAAAAGGUUUAAAGGUCUAAUGUGAUUAAAGCGCAAUAGUUUGGAAUUGUGUAGACCAGUUUCAAUGUCAGGCAAGGAAGAUAUUCUUCCCAUUCGAUACUUUAUUGCUUAGGUUCUUGUAGCUUCAGUUAUUAAUUAUUGUCUUACUGUCUUGUA